AUGGCAACCCCAUUGUCCCUCUUUCUUCUUUUCUUGCCUUUCUUGGCUCCAUCCUCCAUUUUCUCGGCCACUUUUCUAGUUCAAGACACUGAGCAGGUUGUUCAACAAGUCAGCGAGAGCAUAAGGAAUGCUACUAUAGCUAGGAGGAACCUGGGAUUUUUCUCGUGUAAAACCGGUAAUCCGAUCGAUGACUGUUGGCGGUGCGAUCCUAAUUGGGCGAAGAACCGUAAGAGGCUAGCCGACUGCGCCAUUGGGUUCGGUAAGCGUGCCAUUGGUGGACGGAACGGGAGAUAUUACGUUGUGACAGAUCCGAGUGACAGUGAUCCGGUCAACCCUAGACCCGGCACCCUUAGGCAUGCUGUUAUCCAAGACAGACCGUUGUGGAUCGUUUUCGCUCGUGACAUGGUGAUCAAGUUGAAGGUCGAGUUGUUGAUGAACUCGUUUAAGACAAUCGAUGGCCGAGGCGUCAACGUUCACAUCGCUGGGGGGCCGUGCAUUACUAUACAGUACGUGACCAAUAUUAUAAUCCAUGGGAUUAACAUACAUGAUUGUAAGAGAGGUGGGAAUCUUUAUGUGAGGGACUCUCCUAGGCAUUAUGGUUGGAGAACUAUAUCCGACGGAGACGGCGUGUCGAUAUUCGGAGGCAGCCACAUUUGGGUGGACCAUUGCUCGUUGUCUAAUUGCAACGACGGACUUAUCGACGCCAUCCACGGAUCGACGGCAAUCACCAUUUCUAACAAUUACAUGACCCAUCAUAACAAAGUCAUGUUGUUAGGCCACAGUGACACUUACACGCAAGACAAGAACAUGCAGAUCACCAUUGCCUUCAACCACUUUGGAGAAGGGCUUGUGCAAAGAAUGCCUAGAUGCAGGCACGGAUAUUUUCACGUCGUGAACAACGAUUAUACGCAUUGGAAAAUGUAUGCCAUCGACGGAAGUGCUAACCCUACCAUCAAUAGCCAGGGAAACAGAUUUCUUGCACCAGAUAAUAAGAAUAGUAAAGAAGUGACUAAACACGAGGAUGCACCAAGGAGAAGAUGGAAGAAUUGGAAUUGGAGGUCAAGUGGGGAUUUGAUGUUGAACGGAGCGUUCUUCAGACAAACCGGCACCACUGCGUCGUCAGUUUAUGCAAAGGCGUCGAGCCUGAGUGCUAGACCGUCUUCUCUCGUCAGCUCACUAACGUCCGGAGCCGGUGUACUGGUUUGCAAGAAGGGGCGAAGCUGCUAG
Hibiscus syriacus is the source of this 1227-nucleotide messenger RNA. RefSeq names its product probable pectate lyase 5. Gene Ontology annotation, molecular function: pectate lyase activity. The coding region runs from base 1 to 1227 and encodes 408 amino acids. The record is from RefSeq and is a predicted model, not a curated record. The transcript has 3 exons. Lineage: Eukaryota; Viridiplantae; Streptophyta; Magnoliopsida; Malvales; Malvaceae.